AUCACCUCGUGUUAUUUUCUUAGUUGAAGCGAAAACUUGAAAAUAUAUAUUUGAUUUACUCAUGCUUCGUUUGUGAAACACAUUAAUAAGUUUACGUUCUAAAAAAAUAGAAUUUGAUUCGUUGAAAUUGGUUUUUAUUAUUAUAAUUAAUAUUAUUAUUAUUUAGAUUGUGCGAUAACAUUUAUAAUUGUUAUAAACAUUGUGGAUAUAAGAUGUGAAGAAGAAAUAAAGAUACUUAAAAAGGAAAAAGGAAUUAGUGUGAGUGAAAUAGUGUUAGUGGGGGAGGGGAGUAUUUCAUGUGAUGAGGAAAGACCUGUGAUCGGGUCGAGGGGCGAGAGACGUGAAAGUACCGCUACGGUGUAGCCCGAGGCAAAAUACAUGCCGUAGCGCUAAACUACCGCUGUCGGUUGUCGAUAUAAUUUUAACUUGUUUGAAAAGCGUACUCUGGGUAGACUGUAGGUAAUGGACAUAAGCUGCUGCUGCUGCUGCUCUCUAUAUACUAUACAGUAUACAUUGCAACGCUACUAUAGUGCUGGAGAACACUCGCGCGCGCUCCCUAGAAAGAUCGGUUGUCUUCAACCAGCUGCGAGAUUUCUUCAAAUUUUAUCAUCAAACUUUUUAACCAAAUUUAUGUGCGUGUGUGUCUAUUGGUUUUGUUUCGGAUUUACUGUUUUAUUAAAAUUCAUUUAGUGUUUUCAAAAAGCUUAGAGUUUUAUUCAAAUGCCGCAAUAUUGUUGUGUAUGCAAGCCUACACCUAACCUGAAAGCAUUGAAGAACCUGUUCAUAUAAACUUUUUCCGUUUUCACUUUAUAUCUUAGUUUUGCUGAAUAUAUAUAUAAAAUUUUAGACUCAUUUUAUUAUUUGUCAAUUGUACAUUCUAAAGAAUGUUUUAAAAUAUUUUAUCUUAAAUUAUGAAUAGUGCGCGACAUUUUGUUGAGAUUACUGGAACUUUAUUAUGAUUAUUAUGAACAAUGAACUUACUCAAAGAUUUAUAGUGUAUUGACUAUGUACAGUUUUUGUUAUUUAAUUUGAGAUAGAAAUUUAUACAUACAUUUAUAUGCAUGUGGGUGUGCGUAUCAUUUCUGUGUGCGCCAUAGACGUAAACCAACAUUUAUUUCCCAUGCCAAAAUUGAUUGUUUCUUCCUUGAUUUGCAAAAAAUAUAUAUAUUAAUAAUAAAGUGCAAGUGAGAGUGGGUUUAAUUGUGGCACGCGCAAUGACCGACAAAAGGUGACAAAGUGGAGUAUCUGAACAUCUGUUAGCAUCGCGGUAUACAGGGACGCGAGUGAAAGCAAGCCGUCCUCAUCAUCGUCAUCUUGUUGCUGUCAUCAUUGACAGCAUUGUCACUACCCUUACAAUCAGUAUGGAACUAAAAUUUUUUAUUUCGGGCACCUAAUAUUUUAGAAUCCUGUUUGUGACAUUUAUAAGGAUUUAUUGUUCUUCAGAUACAAAUUUUCCGCCAAUAGGCACGAAUUAUAAUUUCACUGCUGACUUUUUUUGUUCAUUGUGUUUUUAGAACUAAGUGUUUUCAUAUUUAUUGGUGUUUUAUUUGCACAUUAUAUACAUUUAUACAAUUAUUCGGAGAAUUAUCACUUUAAAAUUCAGUUGCUUCUUGCUUAAAACGUUAUCGAUGUUACAGCAACUAUUUAAGAAGAGUUUAUAAUAAAACUUGUAAAGUCGCUUAAAAAUUUAUAGAUACUGCAACUAAGGAUUGUCUUUAUAUUCUGGACGUUUUCUACCGCAUUAUAAAAAUUGGAUGUUUUGAUGUCGAUUAAGGAUGAUACAUAUUGUUUUCAGGACAAUAGUUUACAUAUUUUCGGACCAAUACAACGAAUGAGAUGGACAGAUGAUAUAUAGCUCAUGCAGUGAAGCGCCUUGGCUUGCGGUCACCGAUGUUAAGCACCCCUGAGUACGAUUAUUAUUUGGAUGGGUGACCGACUUGGUACUCGCUACCCAGAUAGAACAUAAGCUUGCAGCAACCUUGCGGUGCAAUAUUGCUAACCUUGAACGGCAAACUUGGCGCAAGCUUCAAAUGUCCCACCUGACCCAAGCUUACAUGAUUUGUUGGAGUUUUUAUCAGCAAAAAACAUAUAUUGAAUGAAAAAGCUAUAUCUACAGUGUCUAAUCAGCAAGAGUAAAUCCGUAUUAAAAAUUAUUACCAACGAGAAUUAAAAAGUUUGAGGCUUAAAAUGGAUUUAACUGAGGCUUUUGCUCCUGGUGGUGGUAGCGGUGUUGUAAUUACUGAAGAUAUGGACAAAACCGAUUUUUUUGACUUUGUUGUGUCACCACAGUCUUUAUCGUCAUCACAACAACCGCCUCCUUCUCAUUCAAUUGAAAGUAAUGAAGAAAGUAUUUUACGUCAAACGCCAAACUGUAGAGCCCUGGAUUUCUUACAUGAUCGACAAUUAAGUAUGGAAGAUAAUGAACGUGAAUUAACGUUCAUUAAAGAAACAAAUAAUAAUACUCUGACUGCUUUGCCACCUGUUUCUACAAUUACCAGCUCUUUAAGUCAGCAUUCUAGAAAUAAUAAUUGCGAUAAUAUUCAAAAUGAUCAAAUUUCAAUGGAACAUUCUGACUGUGAUUAUUGGAGCGCUGUUGGAGAUAAUAAAGAAUCAGCAUGUAAUAUACUUCUUGAAGAUUUAAAUAAAUAUUGUUGGUCUGCUACAGAUUGCCAUCACUCACUUGUAGGUCAAUCUGCUGAUGCGUCUAUGCAUCAACAAGUUAAUGACUCCGUAGCUUGUAGUGACAGACAAAAUACAGACGGCGCUAUUUAUACAUUAACAGUACUCAAUAAUGAGACCGAUUCGAUGGAUGCUCUAGACUGUUGUAAAAGUCCAGUUCCAACAGUUUCUGAUUCAUGGUCCCUAAGACCUAAUUUAGAUUUGGACGCGAUUCUUAGCUUAGAGCCCACAACAACGGAACAACAAGAUCAUGAAAGAAUGGGAAUAGAUACUUCCGGAAAUUCUUUCCACACAGCCAAUCAUCCAACUUCUCAUUAUCCUACAGAUGACGGAAAUUUUGUUGAAAGUAAAGAAUUACCUAGAUUACAGCCUAACACUUUAGGUGACAACAACAAUGAUUGGAAGCUGUCUGAUCAAAAUCAUCUAAAUGAAACGACAGUUGCAACAGCAGCCACUGUCGUUACAGAUUCAGCAGAAAGUUUACUUAGAAGUGCUUUACAGGGAAAAUUAUAUACGACAUGUUCUUCUUCUCCUGUUUUGGUAUCAUCUUCAUCAUCUCAAGCUAAUUCUACUAUAUCCUUAACAGCUUCUUCUACAAGCAGUACAUUACAACUUAUUGCAGACCAACAUCUUCAUCAACAUCAGCAACAAGAUCAUUUAGAAGAAGAAGUAAUAAACACUGAUGAGGAUUUAAUAUUAUCUCAUUUAGAUACACCUACUUAUCGACCAGGAGAAUAUGACAAGUUAAAGAGUAUUGCCAAUGAGGUAGUUGAAUCGUACUUGGAACCUGUUUGCAAUGUUGCUGCUACAACGGUUAUGUAUACAUUGGAUCCAAGUAGUGGAAAUCUUGGAACCAUUACUUUACCUGCCGAUUUGAGUCAAGUUGGAACUGUAACAGUAGUGACUGCCAGUAGCCUUGCAACUCAACAAGAUAUACUUCAACAAGCCGUCACCAACCGAGCAGAUAUUACCGAAUCAAUUCAGCAGCAGGUAACAUCUAACCAGAUAGCCAGAGUCACUACUAGUGGGAGUACUAAUACUACAACAAAAUCUGGUAAAAAAUAUUGCAGACGUAAGAACAAUAGCACAAAUAAUUCUAACGCUGGAGCUACAUCAUCCUCUUCCUCAGUUUUAAGUAGCAAUAAUAGUAUUAAUAGUAGUAGUGGUAAUAGUAACAAUAAUUCUAAUCAACAAUCUGGCCCGCCUGGUGGUUCUCCUAGUAGUGUUCAACGGAAAGAAAGAUCUCUUCAUUACUGCAGUAUUUGUAGUAAAGGUUUCAAGGAUAAAUAUAGUGUAAAUGUGCACAUUAGGACACACACUGGAGAAAAACCUUUCGCUUGUUCACUAUGUGGAAAAAGCUUUCGACAGAAGGCUCAUUUAGCCAAACAUUACCAGACACAUGUAGCACAAAAGCCAAAUGUUGCCAACAACAAUAAUGCAAGCACUAGUACAACUAAUAGUAGUAGUAGUAGUAGUAAUAGUAGUAGUAAUAAUAAUAAUAAUAAUAAUAACAGUAACAAUAACAAUAAUUCUUCAGCCGAUUUAUCUAGUACACAACCACAACUUGUUACUACUAUUACAGCCAGUUGUAACCCUACUUGCAAUUGAUUCAUUUGAGUGAUGAGCGGCAUGAUUAUUAUUUUUUUUAAAUACACAAUGUGUUCUAAACUGUAAAAAUGUGGUACUACUUUUUUACACUUUUAUUUAUAGUAAUUUUCUAUCUGAAACAUUCGCUCAAAUUUAAUUAUUUUAAAUGAUUCUAGAAGAGCUUAUUAUGUACCUAUUUGCUUCCUAUUAAUUAAUUAAUUUUGAGUUACUUUAAUAAUGUACCAUUUUAGAAACUUAAAAACCUCUUUCGGCAAGAAAAAAACUGUUACUCAUACUUUAAUAACAAUUUAAAAUCUUAAUUAAGAAAAAAGCAAUAUCAAAGACUUUAAGAAUACAAUUCAUUUUAUAUUACAGUUAUAUUGUGUGUUAUACAAGCUAACAUUUUAUUCACUAUAUUUGUUAUCGUUUUCUUUUCGUUUUUAUUCUCGUCGCCAACGCAAUUUAUAUAUCGAAUUAUUUUUGCCGUUUGUAAAAAAGUAUGUAUUUUAUUGAUUGAACCAAUGCAACGAAUAUUAUAUGUAUAUGUAAUCUAUGAUAAAUUUAUCGUUUUAUAAUGAAAUGAACUUAUUAUAUUAAUAUUUAUUAAUUUAAAUUUUCUUAUAAGUAAUUAACUUUAGUUUCUACGUUUAUACACUCGUUUUUUCGUGGAAGUGCAAUUUUACUUGCUACGAAUAACAUCUAAUACUUGAUAAUUCAAUAUACGUAUUUGUUAAUUAGACUUUUAUAAUAUUCUAAACAAAUGUAAGGAACAAUUAUUAGCACAAACUGUGAUUUAGAUACAAUAUUCGUAGCUUAAAUAUUUUUAUCGACUGGAGUUUACGUUGUCAAUGGUUUUAAAAGAGAUUUUUAAUAAAGCUUUUUAUUUGUA
Messenger RNA from Leptopilina boulardi, 5155 nucleotides. RefSeq lists its product as uncharacterized. The transcript has 4 exons. The coding region runs from base 2188 to 4287 and encodes 699 amino acids. NCBI's taxonomy places the organism in Eukaryota, Metazoa, Arthropoda, Insecta, Hymenoptera, Figitidae. The record is from RefSeq and is a predicted model, not a curated record.